AUGGGGACGCUGGACCCGUUGUCGGCCCCGUUGAAUGUUCGUCGCCCAGCGGCCCCAACGCUGCCGAGCUUCGAGCUCCCACCACCACCGUUCACCUUGGCUACCGCCCCCAAACUCGCAGGUCAACCGAGCCAUCCUCCCAUCGCCCAUCCUGCGAAUGUGAGCGUGGGGAACCUGUUAACGCCACCCGCGACCAUUCAGCCCGGGGAGCACGCCACACCCCAACCCUUGGCGCCAUCAACUGGCGCGCCCGACCUGCCACCAACAUAUUGGCCGGCCAGUCCAUACGGAAAUUGGGGUUCCACUGUGAAUGCCUAUCCAGCGCGCAGCUCCUUCUCACCCUCUGCCGGCAUGCAGGUGCGCUCGUCCGUCACUUCACCACCUUCCACCGAUGGACUCCCACAUCCAUACGAGGCCCCUUCGGUAUCUUAUCAAUCAUACCAAGCUCUCCCCGCACCAGCAACAAUGCCUCCUACCGCCUCACAACCCGCCAUGGCAAUGUACCCCGGGGGACCCGCCACAUCCCCAGCUCCACUCCCAUCUAACGAUCCCUAUGCCGCCAAACACCAGCAUAUGUAUGCCGCGUCUCCCCCAAUGACCAGCCCACACCAAGCGGGCUUCCCCAUGUACGGCUCUGCAGGCCUCGGAAUUCACCCACCAGGCCGAGUCCCCGUUCACAGCCCAUCCGCCGGCCAACCACCACUGGGCUACCCGCGCCAGCCCUGGCCCUCCUACUCACUCCCCGCCAUGAACGGUCCCGUCAUGACCAACGUGCACAGCCCCGGCGGCCCCAUGUCCAUGAUGGGCGGCAUGCAGCCUGGUCUUUUACCUGGAUUCAACAGCGGCCAUAUAGCCAGCUCUCAGCAUUUAUAUGGAAGCCAUGCACCACCGCAUGGCAUGUCCGCUCCAGCGGCUGAUCGGCCGUUCAAGUGUGACCAGUGUCCUCAAAGCUUUAACCGAAAUCACGACCUAAAACGCCACAAGCGAAUUCAUUUGGCCCGACAUAUCCUUGUCAAAGGAUGCGGGAAGGACGGCGAUGACUCGACCAACAACCAAAACGGGGUCGAUAUCAAGGGCGAAGGACGAAGCGAGGACGGUAGUCCUCUUCUCAACGGGCGUUGA
Penicillium brevicompactum is the source of this 1122-nucleotide messenger RNA. RefSeq names its product putative C2H2 finger domain protein. The record is from RefSeq and is a predicted model, not a curated record. The transcript has 2 exons. The coding region runs from base 1 to 1122 and encodes 373 amino acids. Lineage: Eukaryota; Fungi; Ascomycota; Eurotiomycetes; Eurotiales; Aspergillaceae.